Molecule: messenger RNA, 1178 nt
Organism: Paraphaeosphaeria sporulosa
Lineage: Eukaryota; Fungi; Ascomycota; Dothideomycetes; Pleosporales; Didymosphaeriaceae
Exons: 1
Coding region: 352-1014 (220 amino acids)
Biological process (GO): regulation of proteolysis; regulation of Ras protein signal transduction
Molecular function (GO): phospholipid binding; peptidase inhibitor activity
Source: RefSeq, a predicted model, not a curated record
AUUGCUGAACGCAACCGACACUGAAUGACCUUAUGCUUGCACUGGCGUUCAUUGGCAACUUGCUUUGGUACCCUUGCACACGAGCUAGCUAACGGAAGGUAAAUCGUAUCGUUGACUGAGAUAAGCUUAGCUACGUGCCGCGUACGGAGUUAACCAUUCAACGGAGCACGAGACCGACCAUGCCCGUCCAGUAGGAGGAGCACUAUAAACAAGCCGCAACAUGCUGGAGCAAUCUGUCAAUCUCGUGCAAGAUGCAGGACUCCUCGAUCUGAACUAAGCACCGCCGUCAUCGAGCAUAAAAACCACAGCAAAGGCACCUAUCUCUGCGAUUCAGACAAACGGUCCUUCGCCAUGCCGUCCCCCACACCCACGAUCAAGAAGUUCCUCGACCAAAACAAAGACAAUACCGCGCCCUCCCUACUCAUCACCUUCCCCUCGGGCACCCAAAUCCCCGCCCCGGCCACCAAAGCCUCCAAGUCCAACACCGCCCGCGCACCCACCUUCUCCGUCACCCAAUCCUGCCUCCGCACCCACCUUCCCGGUGCAAAAUACAUCGCGCUCGCCCUCGACCUCGACGCACCCUCGCCCGCCCUUCCCCUCGCCUCUCCCGUCCUGCACUGCCUUCACACCGACCUCGUCGCCGCCACCGCCUCGCCCUUCGCCGCGGCCCCCUCCUCUUCCUCGCCCAUCUUCAAAACAGACACCGCGACCGACACAUGGGUGCAGCUGACGCCGUCCAGCGUCGCGGCGGGUGGAGAAGGUACACUAGAAAAGCCGCUGGCGUCGUGGGUGGCGCCUGCGCCGCCCGGGUUCAGUGCGCCCCAUCGCUACGUGUUUUUGGUGUGGGAGCAGCCUGAGAAGAUGAGCGGAGAGGAGGUGAGGAGGAAGAUGGGGUGGGGGAAGGGGGAAAUAGGGUUGUGGGGGAAGGUGAGGUUUGAUGUUGAGGGGUUUGUGAGGAGGGUGGGGGCGGGGGAAAUUGUAGCGGGGACCUGGAUGGUUGUUGGUGGGAGUUAGGGGCACAGGGUGGGCGGCGAAGCGAAUGAGAGUGGUGGUAUCUGUAGAAGAUGAUCGUGUUUUGCGAAGAUUAGGACAAGGGAAGGAAGGCAAUGCGCGCACGGGACUUUGAUCGUUGCGAUGCGUGUAGAAUAUACCACGAGGAAGUGAUUUGACCAUGCGCG